Xyrauchen texanus (razorback sucker) is the source of this 2036-nucleotide messenger RNA. Its product is annotated as coiled-coil domain-containing protein 74A. Bases 173 to 1075 code for a protein of 300 amino acids. NCBI's taxonomy places the organism in Eukaryota, Metazoa, Chordata, Actinopteri, Cypriniformes, Catostomidae. The transcript has 8 exons. The record is from RefSeq and is a predicted model, not a curated record.
AGCGACACCGGUACCACCUCAAAUGAGGCUCUCUCCUAGAAAUUGUUUAGAAAUAUUCACAUAAAUUGCGUAGUUUGAUCGCAUAUUAGCGGAGAUGGGCCUCAUUGGAUCAAACGUUCCUCAAAUGUUGACCAGAAAGUGAUGGGUGACGAAACCUGAGCGUAUAUCCAUUAUGGAGAUAAGGAACACCAUGCCCACCAGCAAUCUGCCACCCCUGAGGAACCUGCCCAGCUGGUCCAGGGUUCGAGAUCUGGACAGGGUGAGAUACCCAAAGCUUCUGUCUAGUGACUGUGUGGUCAGAUCUCCACCCUUGGACCUCAGAAGUCUAAAACCAGCUGCUCAGCCCAGAGUAGAUGCAAAUGACACACGCAUUGCCUCUCUGGAGAAAGAUAUUCUGUUCCUGCAACUACAGCAUAAGGACACACUGGAGAGAUUGCAUGCAGAAAUAGAAGAUCUGAAGCGUAUUAAUAAAGAAUUACAGUAUCAGUUGAUUAUGGAACACCAGCAUUCACCAAAAGAUUCCAAAUGGUCCAACAGUAACUCCACGAAAUCCAGCAGUGAUGGUUCACCUGAGAAGAUUUCUCAGUGUAGAUUCAUUAGCAGUGAGAAGGUGCCGGAGGCUCACGCGGGGUCGGGUGGCGGCCCGGUCACAUCUCUGCUCCCUCUCAGCAUCACCUGUAGUCCGUCCCAGAAUCCCCGCACACCCACCCUAAAGGAGUGUGAGGUCAUCAUACGACAGCUCUAUCACGCUAACACCUCAAAGGGUCAAGAGCUGCAACGGAUCAAGACUGUCCUCAGAGAUAUCGUCUUAAACAAAAAGAAGUCGUCCACUGAAACUGUCUCUCUCGCAAAGGCCUGUCUCUAUGACAACACCAGAGAUGAAGUUUUCAAGCAUUUUCCAAAACUACCUCUCAUACCUCUAAAGAAACAGAACCCCAGUCAGACCAGUAGAGAAACUGUGAUUCUCCCAGACAUCAAAUGCAAUUUCAGCAGCACCAUGUCAGAACGGCAGAGAAGGGCGCAAGACGUGCACAAAAUGCGGCUUAGAAGAACUGUGAACUGUCUUGACAAAUAAAGUGCAAUGAUCGUGUGAAAUGUCAAGUAUGUGUAUGUGUAUGUGUAUGUGUGUGUGUGUGUGUGUGUGUGUGUGUGUGUGUGUGUGUGUGUGUGUAUAUGUAUAUAUAUAUAUAUAUAUAUAUAUAUAUUCGUUUUUCUUCUUCUAUAGAUAUAUGUAGAUAAAGUAAGAAUGUGUUGAGGCUGUUGAUCAUGUUGGAUUCCUUAAUCAACUAAAUAAUCUUUCCACGGUAGCAGCCAAAGGGCCAAGACGAGUUUCAAGCUAAUCUGCCCAUCCUUCUAAAGAUCACUUUAACCUCUCAGAUAACAGGGAAUCAAAGCUUCUUCAAAGAAACAGCCAGAAUCCAUGCUUUACUUAUCAUGUUAUCUCCAUAUUUGACGUGACUCACCGAAAUGGAAGUGUGCAAUAUUACUGAGGGAUAUUUAAACGUGUUGUUGAAUUGUCUUUGCUCUGAAUUCAUUCUUUAUUUCUCAAUAUUAUUUGCAUUUUUAUUUGUCCAACACUGAAUUUCAUUGUCUAAGAGCCUGCGAACAAUCUUGAAUUUAAGAGAUUGUUCUGCAGUUUUUGUCUCCAAACAUACUCUAUUACUGAGGUAAUGUAGGGUGUUUACUAAAGAAAAAGAGUUUUGGCCUGUUCCUGGAUUAAUGAAAUGUCUUUUUAAGGGUUAUACUAAAAAGCAGCUUUUUCUGUCUAUAACUGACAUUUUAACCGCACACAAUGAGUAGUCGGGAUGUUUUAAAUGGCCUUCUAUGUAGGAGGGUGGCUGGUGUUUAUAAUAUAUCCUGAAGGAUAAUUAACUACUCGUUGGAUCAUUGCCCAAGAUCCCGGCAGACACUAAGAGCCUUAUUAAGUAAUGGGAUUUAGAGGGCAGUAUCUCAUUUAGUUCAACUCUGGCACACUCCAGUCUUCAAGCUGCUAUUGUUUAACACUUUAUUUAACUCAAUUUACACAAUAAAACGUU